AUGCAUCCCAAGGACCGACCGUUGCAAUCGAUCCUAUGGCGAGCAUCACCGGCAGAAGACGUUGCAACAUAUGAGCUAAACACGGUCACUUAUGGAACGAGACCGGCACCAUUCCUAGCCACUCGUACGCUAAAGCAAUUGGCAAAUGCUGAACAGGAUUAUUUUCCAGAAGCUGCCAAGGUAAUCAUUGAAGACAUCUACAUGGAUGACAUCAUCACAGGAGGCAAUAAUCCAACAGAAGUACGCAACCUGAGAAUGCAACUGGAAAGCCUGAUGAAAAGUGGUGGAUUUUCUCUCAGGAAAUGGGCGAGCAAUUGCCCAGAAAUAUUAACAGGAAUCUCUGAAGAGAACCUGGCAAUACAAAAUUGUAUUAAUUUGGAUACAAAACCAUCAGUUAAAGCAUUAGGACUUACCUGGUUACCUGAUGAAGAUGUUUUCCGAUUCGAUUUUAAACUUUCCACGACCGACGAUGAAACAAUACUUACCAAACGUCGGAUUCUUUCAAUCAUAGCCACUUUGUUUGAUCCUCUCGGAAUAAUAGGAGCCACAAUCACAACCGCGAAAAUUUUGAUGCAAUUCCUUUGGAUAUUGCGUGACGAGAACGAGAAGUUAUUGGAAUGGGAUCAACCGGUACCCAAAACGGUGGGCGAGAAAUGGCGAAACUUUUAUGAACAACUUCCACUCCUGAGAGAGACAAAAAUUAAACGAUGUAUAAUAAUUCCCGGCGCUGUAUCGGUGGAGGUCCAUUGUUUUUCGGAUGCAUCAGAGAAAGCGUAUGGUGGUUGCAUUUAUGUAAAAAGUCAAAACCUAGAAGGAAAUACGCAAGUUCACCUCCUAACGUCGAAAUCUAAGGUUGCCCCGCUGAAAACGCAAACAAUUCCGAGGCUCGAGCUGUGUGGGGCACUGCUUGUAGCACAACUAUUUGAAAAGGUGCAGAAGGCUAUUAAGGUAGAAGCGAGAUCUACAUUCUGGACAGAUUCCACGUGUACCUUGAACUGGAUCCUUUCCGCUCCGAAUAACUGGACUACCUUCGUCGCAAACAGGGUGGCCAAGGUCCAAGACAUAACAGAGGGUUGUGCAUGGCGGUAUGUUCCGGGUACACACAAUCCUGCCGAUCUCAUAUCCAGAGGCAUCUCUCCGAGCGAUAUUGUAUCCAAUAAAUUUUGGUGGCAUUGUCCCAGUUGGCUUGCAGAGGGUCUCGAGAAUUGGCCAGAAUCCACGACUAACAUAAACCGGAAGGAUGGCUACACAGAACGUCGGCGUACAGCUGCUGUUGUUGCAGCUUCCACAGAAGAAGAUUUCAUCGGCUAUCGGUAUCUGUCGAAAUUUUCCUCCUAA
Messenger RNA from Toxorhynchites rutilus septentrionalis, 1338 nucleotides. RefSeq lists its product as uncharacterized. The coding region runs from base 1 to 1338 and encodes 445 amino acids. The record is from RefSeq and is a predicted model, not a curated record. Lineage: Eukaryota; Metazoa; Arthropoda; Insecta; Diptera; Culicidae. The transcript has a single exon.